GCCAGGCGCUGGGACGCCCCGGCCGAGCAGGCGGCUGUGGUGGCGGCGGCUAGUUGGGGAAACCUAGGCUCCGUGCUGCGGGACGAUCGGGAGCCGAGUGUCUCCUGUCCCGGCUGGGCGGUGUUGGGCCCGCUUCCCACGGAGCCACGCCCUGUCAAAACUUUGUCGCUGCAGCGGCCAAACGAUCGGAGCCGGGCCAGCGAGCGGGAGGGAGGGGUGCCGGGCCGGGCCAGGCAGGGCGCGGGGCUCCGAGCGCAGCGGCCCCGGCCCGUGGCCCCACCAUGCCCCAGCUCGGUGGUGGCCGCGGUGGCGGCGCCGGCGGGGGAGGCGGUGGCUCCGGAGCCGGGGCAGCCAGCGGAGGGGACGACCUGGGAGCGAACGACGAGCUGAUCCCCUUCCAGGACGAGGGGGGCGAAGAGCAAGAGCCCAGCAGCGACAGCGCUUCGGCGCAGCGGGACCUGGAUGAGGUCAAGUCGUCCCUGGUCAAUGAAUCGGAGAAUCAGAGCAGCAGCUCGGACUCGGAGGCGGAGAGGCGCCCGCAGCCCGCCCGGGACGCUUUCCAGAAGCCGCGCGACUAUUUCGCUGAAGUGAGAAGGCCCCAGGACGGCGCUUUCUUUAAGGGACCUGCGUACCCCGGGUACCCCUUCCUGAUGAUUCCCGACCUGAGCAGCCCGUACCUCUCCAAUGGACCCCUGUCUCCUGGUGGAGCGCGCACCUACCUGCAGAUGAAAUGGCCCCUCCUCGAUGUCCCCUCCAGUGCUACAGUCAAGGACACAAGAUCACCAUCUCCAGCACACUUGUCUGGGGAUCCUGCCCGUUGGAUGGUGCCUCCCACAUUCAGGUCCAACAAGGUUCCUGUUGUUCAGCACCCUCAUCACAUGCACCCGUUGACACCCCUCAUCACCUACAGCAACGACCACUUCUCCCCUGCGUCCCCUCCCACGCAUCUCUCCCCAGAGAUCGAUCCAAAGACAGGAAUCCCCCGACCUCCUCAUCCCUCUGAGCUCUCACCAUACUACCCACUGUCUCCGGGAGCUGUCGGACAAAUCCCCCAUCCCCUCGGCUGGCUUGUCCCACAGCAAGGACAGCCUAUGUACUCACUCCCUCCUGGUGGUUUCCGGCAUCCUUACCCUGCCCUCGCCAUGAAUGCCUCAAUGUCCAGCCUGGUCUCAAGUCGGUUCUCUCCACACAUGGUGGCUUCUGCCCAUCCUGGCCUGCCUACGUCAGGAAUCCCCCACCCUGCCAUCGUCUCCCCCAUUGUGAAGCAGGAGCCAGCACCCCCCAGCCUGAGCCCUGCAGUGAGUGCGAAAUCCCCGGUCACCGUGAAAAAGGAGGAGGAGAAGAAGCCUCACGUGAAAAAGCCUCUAAAUGCCUUCAUGUUGUAUAUGAAGGAGAUGAGGGCCAAGGUGGUGGCUGAGUGUACCCUGAAGGAAAGUGCAGCCAUUAACCAAAUCCUGGGAAGAAAGUGGCACAACCUGUCCAGAGAAGAACAGGCCAAAUACUAUGAGCUUGCCCGGAAAGAGCGGCAGCUUCACGCUCAACUCUACCCAACCUGGUCAGCUCGGGACAACUAUGGCAAGAAGAAGAAGAGGAAGAGAGAAAAGCAGCUGUCACAGACGCAGUCACAGCAGCAGAUCCACGAGGCAGAGGGUGCUCUGGCCUCUAAGAGCAAGAAGCCAUGUAUUCAGUACCUGCCCCCCGAGAAGCCCUGUGAUAGCCCUGCCUCCUCCCAUGGCAGCACCCUGGACUCGCCUGCAACUCCCUCCACAGCCUUGGCCUCGCCUGCUGCCCCCGCGGCCACCCACUCGGAGCAAGCCCAGCCUCUGUCCCUCACCACCAAACCGGAGGCCCGAGCCCAGCUGGCUCUCCAUUCAGCUGCCUUCCUGUCAGCUAAGGCCACAGCCAGCAAUUCCAGCCAGAUGGGCAGCCAGCCCCCACUGCUGACCAGGCCUUUGCCCCUGGGCUCCGUGCCCGCUGCUCUGCUGACCUCUCCCCCUUCCUUCCCAGCCACCCUCCAUGCCCAUCAGACCCUUCCCGUGCUACAGGCUCAGCCUCUUUCCUUGGUCACCAAGUCUGCCCACUAAGCUGCCCCUGUUCUAUGCAGGCUGUCUUGGGACUCAAAGUAGUUAGUUGAUUCAGACAAGAGGAGGGGGGGAAGAAAAAAAGGAAACAUUAUUGGUCAAUAUUUGACCACUCUGGACUGUGCUGUAAAGUGACUGGUAACAACAGUGCUUUACGGGUGUAGAUGUAACCAAUAGCUGAUCUUCAGGCUUUUUUAAAAAAAGAAA
This is a messenger RNA of Onychomys torridus (southern grasshopper mouse), 2288 nucleotides long. It is a transcript of the gene Tcf7l1, whose product is annotated as transcription factor 7 like 1. The record is from RefSeq and is a predicted model, not a curated record. NCBI's taxonomy places the organism in Eukaryota, Metazoa, Chordata, Mammalia, Rodentia, Cricetidae. Gene Ontology annotation, biological process: regulation of transcription by RNA polymerase II; canonical Wnt signaling pathway. Gene Ontology annotation, molecular function: DNA-binding transcription factor activity, RNA polymerase II-specific; RNA polymerase II cis-regulatory region sequence-specific DNA binding. Gene Ontology annotation, cellular component: beta-catenin-TCF complex.